Rhodotorula toruloides NP11 is the source of this 1821-nucleotide messenger RNA. RefSeq names its product tyrosyl-DNA phosphodiesterase 1. The coding region runs from base 1 to 1821 and encodes 606 amino acids. Gene Ontology annotation, molecular function: double-stranded DNA binding; 3'-tyrosyl-DNA phosphodiesterase activity; single-stranded DNA binding. Gene Ontology annotation, cellular component: nucleus. The transcript is spliced from 9 exons. The record is from RefSeq and is a predicted model, not a curated record. Gene Ontology annotation, biological process: double-strand break repair; single strand break repair. Lineage: Eukaryota; Fungi; Basidiomycota; Microbotryomycetes; Sporidiobolales; Sporidiobolaceae.
AUGCCACCCAAACGCCCCGUCGAGACGCUCGUCCUCAGCUCGGACGAGGAGGAUACUGCUCCAGUCGCGUCUACAAGCCGUUCGCGCACCGCCUCGAGGAAGUCUCGCUCGCCUAGUGGGGCUUCCGCACGGAGCGAGGAGGACGACCCAGAGCUCGCUCUCGCCCUGAAACUAUCGCUCGACGAGGCCAACAAGGAGAAGGAGAACCGGCAGGCCAGCGCAGAGUCGGGGCCAGCGGGCGGAGGCGAGUCGCGGGCGGAACUCGAGCGUGCGAGAUUGGAGCGGCAAAGGCAGUGGGAGGCGAAGCGUCCGCAGAUUGCAACUGCGCCGUCGACUGCAGCACCGACGACCAAGCGCCGCCGUAUCGCGACCCUGUCCGAUCUGCCUGCGGACGAAGAGUUGCCGACUUCCUCCUCGUCUGGCGGACAACCUGCCUCUUCGUCUCGAUCCUCUCCCUCGAACUCCGUCCCGAAGGUCUUCCAGCGGUUCUACAAGGGUGCCGUCCGACGCGUCGCCAACCAGUGGUACCCCGACAGCGAUUCUUUCGCCUUCAAGGAAGUCGUCGGCCCGCCUUCGACGCUCAGAGGCGCGGUUGUCUCGGCCUACUGCCUCGACGAGGAAUGGAUCGCCGAAAACCUUCCCGACCAGGCUUUCCUCCUUUACGUCCGCCCCCGUCAGCGUGGCGAAGCGACUCCCGACUUUGCGGAAUACUCGUGGCGGGCCAACACCUACCGCGUCGUCCCGAAAGAUAUGACGCAGAACCCACGCGGCGGCAUCAUGCACACCAAGCUCCUCAUCUUCUACCACGAGGACUUCUGCCGCAUCAUCAUCCCGACCGCCAACGCCGUCAGCUACGAUUGGAGCCAGAUCGACAACGCUUUCUAUGUGCACGACUUUCCUCGCAGGCGGUCUGCCUCGCCCGUCAACGAGGAGUCGAACCCGUUCAAGAACACGACGCACACGCAGUUCUCGAAGAAGUUCUUCCAGGUCUGCUAUUACCUCAGCAUCCCCAAGCACAUCCUCCAGGAGUCGCUGCAAUACGACUUCUCCAGCUCGACCGACGUCCAGCUCGUCCACUCGAACCAAGGCAAGUUCCCUGCGGUCGACUACGACAAGGGCGGUGGCAUCGCUGGUCUCGCCAAGGCGGUGUCGGCGCUGAAUUUCGCAAGCGGCGGACACUGGGAGAUCGAGGUCACGGGCUCGUCGAUCGGCCAGUACUCGUCGACCUGGUUGACCCAGAUGCUCGCCGCCUGCUCGGGCAUCCACCCGUCGACCUACUUCCGCUCGGGCAAAGGCAACGACGUUCCUUCACAGCUGCCGAGAACGCCUUCUGGCCAACCGACGCGCCUCCCCAUCAAGAUCGUCUUUCCGACGCAAGACGAGAUUCUCGGCAGUCCUGGCGGAGCAGGACACGGCGGCACGAUCUUCUGCCCGAGCAAGACGUGGAACAGCCUGACGUUCCCGAAGCACCUCUUCCACCGCGGCGAGAGCAAGCGCAAGAACAUCCCGGCACACACCAAGAUCAUCCUCGGCUUGCACAGGUUCGCAAAAGCGCCAACUCCGCCCGUGCACGAAGGCUUCGUCUACCUCGGCUCGCACAACUUCACUCCUUCGGCAUGGGGUCGGCUUCAGAACGGCAAGGAUGGCCCGCAGCUGUUCUGCAACAAUUACGAGCUCGGCGUCGUUCUUCCUCUCCGCGCGUCUUCGGCCGAAGAGCUUGAGGCGAAGGCUACCGAGCUGGUCACGUACAAGCGACCGCUCGUCAAGUACGGACCGAACGACGUGCCGUGGCAGCAAGAGCUUUUCCUCAAAGACGACUGA